This is a messenger RNA of Perkinsus marinus ATCC 50983, 1160 nucleotides long. RefSeq names its product Sugar transport protein, putative. Gene Ontology annotation, cellular component: membrane. Gene Ontology annotation, molecular function: myo-inositol:proton symporter activity. The record is from RefSeq and is a predicted model, not a curated record. Gene Ontology annotation, biological process: transmembrane transport. The coding region runs from base 1 to 1107 and encodes 368 amino acids. Lineage: Eukaryota; Perkinsozoa; Perkinsida; Perkinsidae. The transcript is spliced from 4 exons.
AUGUCGAUGGGUAUAGGGAUAGGGUUUACUGGUCCGACCAUUGAUACCAUGCGUAACACAGUAGAGGAUACGAGCGGUGGAGGGAUUAUUGAAAUCGGAUCUCUCCUGGGUGGACCGUUGGGGGACCUAACAGGUAGAAGGUUAGCACUAGUGAUAGCAUCACCUCUACUCUUAGCGGGAGGCUUGCUAUACGUCUAUGGGAUGGGCUUGGCUUUCCGCACCGAUGCUGGCUCCGACGACCCUCGAGUCAUAUCCUCAACGUUCUGUCAAUGGAGUCCUCGAUGGCUCGCCACUAAAGGUAGACUAGAUGAGGCUAAGAUGACGCUCUGCAGACUACGUGGCUUACCAUCUUCGUCGAGGACUGAGGAGAUACUAGCUUUGGAGCGGGUGGCAGAAGAGCAGAUUGAACCUGAUGGCAUUGUUGAGAAGUUUACAGUCAUAAUGAAAUGCAAAAAGCAGGCUUUGAUAGCAGUUAUGAUACACUUCCUCACCCAGAUGUCGGGUCUCAAUGCUCUUGCCUUCUACCUAACAUCAAUCUUUAUGAAGGCAGGCCUGUCGAAUGCUGACUUCAUGUCCCUCAUAGUACAGCUGGUUACCAUGCUCACUACCCUACCGGCUAGUUAUCUCGUUGAGACUCUUGGUCGGAGAGUAUUACUCCUGAGUAGCUGUCUGGUUAUGGGCAUAGCUCAGUUCCUUACUGCAUGCUUCUUCUACCUUGAACGUGAUAAUGCUACUGCUACUUCAUCAUCUUCCCCCCUCGGUUGGUUGGUCAUUCUGGGAGUGUAUGCUUAUCAGAUAUCCUUUGCUUGGGGUGUUGGUCCAAUUAGAUGGAUACUGGUAGCUGAGUUGUUCCCCUGCAGAGCCCGUGGGGUUGCGGCAAGUUUGGCUGCUAGUGCUAAUUGGAUAAGUGCAUUCAUCUUCAUACUCGCCUUGGAUCCUCUUGUGGAGGCUACAUCACUAUACUUUACUUUCUGGGCCUUUGCAGUUUCGAUCUGGGCACUGCUUAUCUUUUUAUGGUUCGUGUUGCCUGAAACCAAGGGCAAGACGUUCGAAGAAAUCCAGGCAUACUUCCAUGAGGAUCAAUCAUCUCUAGAACCGUAUCAAUAGAAAUGCUCACUAUCAUGCGCACUAUCAUUACUCUAACUCGUUAGUCUAUCUUU